This is a messenger RNA of Thalassophryne amazonica, 507 nucleotides long. RefSeq names its product leucine rich adaptor protein 1-like. Bases 1 to 507 code for a protein of 168 amino acids. The record is from RefSeq and is a predicted model, not a curated record. Lineage: Eukaryota; Metazoa; Chordata; Actinopteri; Batrachoidiformes; Batrachoididae. Gene Ontology annotation, biological process: positive regulation of cytokine production; positive regulation of canonical NF-kappaB signal transduction. The transcript has 3 exons.
AUGGCUCAUGCCUGGAGGAGUUCAUCUGUCUCGGUGGACGUGGUUUUACGCACACUCUUAUCCAAAGUGCGCACUGGAAUGGCGGAGGAAACGACCAACGGGUCGUCUCCGGAUCUGAAAGAGCUGGAAGACAAAGUGGGGAUGAAAACGCCAGAGAGGCUGGUGAUGUGGAUGAGAGAUGCUGCGCACUGUGAAGGCUGGAGCUCCGUGACUGACAGCGGAAACACGAUUUCACACCAAAUCAACAGCCUGAGACAGGAGAUGAGGUGGCUGCGCUCUGCCGACGUGAGGAUUCUGCGCCAGCUAUUGACUGUGCAUGAGGGCACUGAGGCCAUGCGUUGGCUGAUGGAGGAGCGCAGCAAUUUAGCCAGUUUGGGCAGCAGUUUGACAGGUAGCCUGAGCAGUCUGGUGACUAUGGACGAGCCUUUCACAUCUUCCUGCAGACGCAAAUCCAAGAUGGUGAUUGUCCUGCUGGUUCACCGGGCCCUCAAAAAGUCAGUGAUGUAG